This is a messenger RNA of Otolemur garnettii (small-eared galago), 1656 nucleotides long. It is a transcript of the gene CDC25C, whose product is annotated as cell division cycle 25C. The record is from RefSeq and is a predicted model, not a curated record. NCBI's taxonomy places the organism in Eukaryota, Metazoa, Chordata, Mammalia, Primates, Galagidae. Gene Ontology annotation, molecular function: protein tyrosine phosphatase activity. Gene Ontology annotation, biological process: protein dephosphorylation; positive regulation of G2/MI transition of meiotic cell cycle; positive regulation of G2/M transition of mitotic cell cycle. Bases 1 to 1185 code for a protein of 394 amino acids. Gene Ontology annotation, cellular component: cytoplasm; nucleus. The transcript is spliced from 12 exons.
AUGUCUACAGAACUCAUCUCAUCCACACCCGAGGAGGGGAGCUCUGGUUCAGGACCCAGUUUUAGGCUCAAUCAGAGGAAAAUGUUAAACUUGCUCCUGGAGAGAGACACUUCCUUUACCAUCUGUCCAGAUCUUCCUAGAAUGCCAAUGGACAAACUGCUUGGGGAGUCUUCAAACCUAAGCAUUUUGUCUGGAGGAACCCCAAAAUGUUGCCUUGAUCUUUCUAAUCUUAGCAGUGGGGAGAUGUCUGCCACUCAGCUCACUACUUUCACAGACCCUGAUGAAACUGGUCACUUGGAUUCUUCAGGAUCUCAAGAAAUGCAGUUAGCUGAGAUAAAUCAUCACCAGCAGCUUAUGAAAUACAGCUCAGCACAGCUUCUUUGUAGUACUCCAAAUGGUUUGGACCAUGGCCACAGAAAGAAAGAUGCAAAGUAUGGAUCAUCUGCAAAUAAAGAAAAUGAAAACAAUACUUUGAAACCCUUAAAGUGGCAGGCACACAUGAACCUGAGAUUUCGAAAGAGAUUAGGGGGCCCUUAUGUGUCCCCCCUUUCUCUGCUGGGCUUAGGUCUAAAGAAGACAGCCUCUCUCUGCGACAUUAAUAUCCCUCAGAUGCUGGAGGAAGAUGCUAACCAGGGGCAUCUGAUUGGUGAUUUCUCCAAGGUAUGUGCACUGCCAACCGUGUCAGGGAGACACCAAGAUCUGAAGUAUGUCAACCCAGAAACAAUGGCUGCCUUACUCUUGGGGAAGUUCCAGGGUCUGAUUGAGAAAUUUUAUAUCAUUGAUUGCCGCUAUCCAUAUGAGUACCUGGGAGGACACAUCCAGGGAGCCUUAAACUUGUAUAGUCAGGAAGAACUGUAUAACUUCUUUCUGAAGAAGCCCAUUGUCCCUUUGGACACCCAGAAGAGAAUAAUCAUCGUGUUCCACUGUGAAUUUUCCUCAGAGAGGGGUCCCCGGAUGUGCCGCUCUCUGAGAGAAGAGGACAGGGCUCUGAAUACAUAUCCUGCACUGUACUACCCAGAGCUGUAUAUCCUUAAAGGAGGCUACAGAAACUUCUUUCCAGAAUACAUGAUGCUGUGUGAGCCACAGAGCUAUUGCCCUAUGCAUCAUCAGGACCACAAAGCGGAGCUGCUGAGGUGCCAAAGCCAGAGCAAAGCACAAGAAGGGGAGCUGCAGCUACGGGAGUAGAUUGCCCUCCUGGUGAAACACAUGAGACUAUGAUAAUGCAGCAGCCACUGGCAAUUACUGAGUCAUGAAAAGAUGCUGCAGAAACAGGCCAUCUUCUAGAUGGCUAAACCCAUGAUUGUUAAAAGAUAUUUGCAGGACAACAGGCUGCCACUAUUGAAAUCUCAUUCUUGGGGAUUGGUUAGUUUUCAGUAGAGUUGAAACCUAGUAGCUUGUGGUUGAGUCCUGGAGCUGGCUUUAUAAGACUGCAGCCUUGGGUUAGAUGGAGAUUUGUGUUGCUUCCGGGAGCUCUUGUAGUCCUCUUCCCGAUUACUCAUGUUUUCUCACAAGCUAGCCAACUCUUUCUCUUGCUGGGUUUCUGGCUGUGCAAGAGUUGCCCAGCUUCUUUCUCUAUAAUUUCUUUGUUUCUCCCUCUUCCUUUUUUAAAAUAGGAAAAUACGAUGUAGGAUCGUGAGCCCAGCCUGCUCCCAGAUC